This is a messenger RNA of Dicrocoelium dendriticum, 4174 nucleotides long. Lineage: Eukaryota; Metazoa; Platyhelminthes; Trematoda; Plagiorchiida; Dicrocoeliidae. The record is from the annotation of a GenBank genome assembly.
GCAGCCACAAAACAGAGAAAUAGUUACAUGUAUAACGACAAAAUGAUAAGUAAACGCAUCGCUAACGUUGUGAUGCGCCGCAUAGUAGCGGAAACACUAUGCCACCGUAGUUACCACAUCCAUUUUGUUUAAAUCUUCAAGGACGAGUUUCGUUUUCUAUCGCAAAAUGUCCGCCGCUAAUGACGAGGACGACAGAGUUGACACGAAUGUGAGCUCUGAACAGGUGUUUGCGGAAGACGCUGGUUUUAGUCAGAACGAAGGCUUUUCUUCUGAAGAACAAAACUUUAACAAAGAUGAGGCUUACAAGCAAGAAGACCGUUUUCAACAUCCAAAUUCUGGCAGGCCAAUGCGGGCGAUGCGAUUCCCUGGUCCACAUAUGCAGUACCGACCUGGGCCUCGCCCGCCUUUUCAACCGACUUUUCGUGGACCUCGUAUGCCUAUGCAUAUGCCUUCUGCCCCCCAGUGAGUUAUUACCUUAAUUAUUGUCUAUAUUCCUAGUGGCAUGCCGUUUAUGAGACCAGGAAUGGGGCCGAAUCGAACUGGACCACCUUUCGACGCUUAUGGCGCCCCUCCGAUGGGUAUGCCUCGCGGCCCGCCGAGACACAUGCAGCAUUAUCAACACCGUUAUCCACCAAUGAACGAGAGUCACGACGAAGACACUGACGAUUCACUUCAAAACUUUAACGAAAUUAAUGCCCAAUGUGGCGAAUUUGACGUCCCACCACCAAACUCCAGCGGAUAUCAAACUGCGCCACCUGGCAUGCGUCCACGUGCUCCGCCCCCAUUUAUGAUGGGCCCUCACGGUGGACCUCAUCCUCCAGGAUUGCCACAUGGAGGCCCGCAACUCCCAGGCCCUCCGGGGCCUCCUCCAUAUGGACCUCCGUCUUUCGGUGGCCACGGUCAGCCGAUGAGCACAUCCAAUUCCGCUCCGUACACUGCUGCCGGUCCAACUUACGGUAGUUCCAACGCCGGUAGGCCAUUUGCUGGUCCACCCGGAUCGAUGUACACUGGACCUCCUGCAGCUCCAAACUGCCCACCAACCUCCAGUUAUAACAAUCAAAAUUUUGGUAACCCACCCCCUGUCCCAGGUAUGGGAAUGCCUCCCGGAGCUCAAGAUUUUUCUUCACCGCAUUCAAAUUUUAACCAAUCUACUCAUACCUUUAAUGGUCCUCACUUUCCCGGUCAAACCCGACCUAAUUUUGGUGGACUCGCUGGCAUGCCUCCUCCUACUGCCGCAUCUCCUUCCACUCAUCCUAUUCCACCAUCCAACGUCCCGCAUACUGGACCACCAGUACCGCCUCCAGGCAUGCAGUCCCCAGGAAUGGUCCCUGCCACUCCUCCUGUUGCACAAGGUGCCAAUGCUAAAAGCGCUCCUGGCACUCUUGCCGGGCCACCUAUGCCUACACUCCAACCGGGUCCUACAUUCAGCCAGCAGUCCGAUGGCCCAGCUGGUCCUGCAUUUCCGAGCCCUUCAAAUUUGCCUUUCGCCUCUCCUCGCCCACCUUACAGUGCACCGAGUGGAUCGCUUCCUACUUCAACUUCAGCCACUGUGACCAAUCCAUCAGCUACACCCACCAGUACAUCUGCUCUCUUGCCACCUUUGUGCCCACCGCCAGCUCCCCACCCUCCGGUAACUACUGCAUCAUCUGGGUACACGUUCACCGGAUCUACCGAAGGGGCGCAAUUUUCUGUGCCACCAUCUUUCCCUCCCUCUGGUAACAUUGUUCGGCCAAUGAUCGGCCAACCGGCAAUUCCACCGCAACCGUCCAUUCCGUUCCAUAUAAUGCCACCACCAAUGCCAACUGUGCCCGUGGUUGCUCCUUCCAUGCCACCUUUCCAACCACCGAUACCGUUCAUGCCACCCAUAGCGAACACCCUGCCGCCUCUGGCUCAACCACCCGUCCAACUGAAGACUGGAGAAGACAUCUGGGUGGAAAAUUUGACUGCUGAGGGCAAACCGUAUUAUUACAAUAUGCGCACUCGCGAAACACGAUGGGACAAACCAGAGGGUGUUACCAUCGUUCGUCAAGGAGAAGUAGAGGGGACCUCCAAACCUGUUGUAAGCCAGUCCACGAGUUCAGCGCCUUCCGCAACAUCGCUUUUAAAGCCACCAGAAGUGGCUUUGUGGACCGAAUAUCGUAACCCUGAAGGGAAGGCUUAUUACCACAACUCAAAGUCGGGCGAAACUACCUGGGAAAAGCCCAAAGUGCUACUUGAGUGGGAAGAAUCUCAUGGUACAUCAGCAAACUCACAAGUACCAUUGGGGUCGACUACUGCGAAAGCGCCCUCGACAGCUGUGGUGCAACCUACCUCACUAACUGAUGACCAACCUCCCAAGGCAUCAAUCAGCAAUCCUGAAGCAUUGAGCGGCCAAGUAGCUGCUGAAUCAAAAGCGGACGUAGAAAAAAGAGCACCUGUAGAAAAACCCGAAGCCUCCACUGAAGACUCAAAUGAAACGAAAAAUGGUCAAAGUAAAGUUCAAAAAGACAGCAGUCGGCCGGUUUCAAGCACAGCCGUCCCUGGUACCCCUUGGUGUGUAGUAUGGACCGGGGAUGACCGUGCAUUUUUUUUCAACCCUAGUCAGCGCCUAUCGGUAUGGGAAAAGCCAGAAGAACUCAAAGGACGUGCGGACGUCGAUCGUUUACUUGAGAAGAGACCGGGUAACGCAAACACAUUAUCAAACGAAGUCAAGACUAACGAAGAGGUCAAAUCAGAGACGGGAGAAACUAGUCCGAAAAAACCACGGUUAGAGGACAAUGAGCAUACCAUCAACCCUGAUAAUGGUACUGAUGUAUUAAACAAUGGAACAACAGAUAUCACGGACGUUGAGAUGGAAAAGACUGCUUCCGUACCGGACAAAAUUCCCGUGGGUUUGGAAGCUGCUCGGGAAGCUGAAGAGCGGGCAGCUCGCGAACGUGCCGUCCAACCACUCGAAGUUCGUGUGCGACGUUUUAGAGAAAUGCUUGUCGAGAUGCAGGUAUCCGCAUUUUCAACUUGGGAGAAGGAACUUCACAAGAUAGUUUUUGAUCCGCGGUAUCUCUUGCUUGCUAGCAAGGAACGCAAGCAGACCUUUGAGGCAUAUGUAAAAGAACGAGCUGACGAAGAGCGCCGUGAAAAGAAGAAUAAAUUGAAGGAACGGAAAGAGAAAUUCGUAGAAUUGCUUGAGGAAGCUAGUUUGUCCUCAAAGUCCUCCUUUAGUGAUUUCGCUGCGAAGUAUGCCAAAGACGAGCGUUUUAAGAACAUCGAAAAGGCGCGCGAGCGUGAAUCAUUCUUUCAAGAGUUCUUGUCAGAUCUCCGAAAACGGGAAAAGGAUGAGAAGCACAAGGAAAAGGAGAAGGUGAAGUCAGAUUUCCUCGCUCUCCUCAAGGAACAAAAGCACAUUUCCCGACAUUCUCAUUGGAGUGAAGUAAAACGGAAGAUCGAUUCCGAUCCCCGAUACAAAUCAGUCGAUUCUUCCUCUAAACGAGAGGAUUGGUUUAGAGAUUACAUUCGAAAAUUAGAUGAGAACCCUCCUUCCCGUGAAAAUAGUGAAUCGAGAAAGGAGCGCGAGAAAAAGGAGCGUCAGGAGGCCUCACUUAGGGAGCGCGAAAGGGAAGUCAAAGAAGCACUGUCUUCUUCACUCCGCGAACGUGAGAAAGAGCGUGAGCAACAGAUGCAUAUAGAACAAGAGCAGAACUUUCGUACAAUGUUAACUGAAUCAAUAAGAGAUCCAAACAUCAGUUGGAAGGAAGCCAAAAAGAUACUUCGAAAAGAUGAUAGAUGGGAACUUGUCAGUGACGUAUUACAACGUGCUGAAAGGGACGAGCUAUUCAAAAAUCACUUAUCAAACCUGAUGAGGAAAUCGCGCGAUUUGAAGCCAUCCAGCGAAUCGGAUAAUAAAGAGAAACGACAUUCGAUGGAUGACGACCGGAGGGACGAAUAUGCUCAUGAAAACGAUCGGAAAUAUGCUGCGUUGGCCAAAGAUUCCUCAAGACGAUAAAUGCGCCUUUGACAGCUGACCGUAUCAUUGAUCGGUCCAGCCCCUUUGGGCAAUCUGUGUACUCUAAAGUGUUAUCUGCACUGGCUUCAUCACUUUCUGGAUGUGUGCAUUGUUUCCCCUUUUGCUCCAAGCACGUUAACGUUAUUGACUCUGUUUUCUGAUGAUAUUCGGAGCAAUAAACUCAUUUUUGGCCAC